UAAUUAAAAUUUAUUUUUAUGAAAUAAAUGUUAACCAAUAAUAAAUGAAGAAGUAAAUUAAAAAAAAAGUGUAUUUAUGAGGAGUUGCCAGCACUAGACAAAUAUACAGUAAAACUGAAUCUAGCUAUGAAAAGAGCAAGAGAGAUGAACAAAAAGCGUGGGUCGCGAACGAGAUCUGCAAGCACCAUGAUGCACGAACAAUUUAAAUUUUAAUUCAAUUAAGCACAUAAUUAGUUACAGCAUGGUAGUACUAUUACUGAAGAAUAGGAGUAAUAGUAAUUCAUAAUUCGUUAUAGAUAAAAAAGAAAUAGGGAAAAAGGAGCACGACGUUGAGAGAAAAAAAAGCCAAAACCGAACAAACAGAGCAAACAGCACCGCUUUUUUAUUCACAUCCUCCCUCACUGUCACUGCAAACUCAUGAAGAACCCCACACUCCGAGAGAGAAGAGGAGGAUCAAUGCAUAGGCGCAACAAGACGGUUGUUCCAUUGGGCAUGCUCAGAAGGUUUCUCGCCGCGUCCAUAUUCUCAAUAGUCGUCACUUCUUUCUUCUUUGUUCACGUUCACGUUUCUCCUUCACCCACUGAUCACAAGUUCAAUGAUAAGAUCCCCUCGUUUCGUGACCCGCAAAGCUGGACUAGAGAACUCGCUCCGCCUCAUCUAUCCAAGGCUCCACUCUCUGUUCCCAAGUUGAAGGAUUCAAGAAAGGAUUCAGACUACGAGAAACUGUGGAAGCCUCCAUCAAAUCAUGGGUUUAUACCCUGUACAAAGCCUACUCCUAAUUACUCAACUCCUGGAAGGUCACGUGGUUACCUUUCUGUUCAUACAAAUGGAGGGCUAAACCAAAUGCGUACUGGGAUAUGUGAUAUGGUAGCUAUAGCUCGUAUCAUAAAUGCCACUCUUGUAAUUCCAGAACUUGAUAAAAAGUCAUUUUGGCAUGAUACUAGCAUUUUCUCUGAUAUCUUUGAUGAAGAGUGGUUUAUUAGUUCUCUAGCUAAUGAUAUAAAAAUCAUUAAGAAGCUUCCCAAAAAACUGGUUAAUGCAACCAAAAUUGUCAUGCAAUUCAGAAGCUGGUCUGGUAUGGAUUACUAUGAGAAUGAGAUUGCUGCCUUGUGGGAUAAUUUCAAUGUAAUUCGAGCUUCCAAAUCUGAUUCUCGGUUAGCAAAUAACAACCUACCUCCAGAGAUUCAGAAACUUCGCUGCCGUGCUUGUUAUGAAGCUCUUCGCUUCUCUCCGCACAUUGAAAAAAUGGGAAAAAUAUUGGUGGAGAGAAUGAAGUCAUUCGGCCCUUAUAUUGCAUUACAUUUACGUUAUGAGAAGGAUAUGCUUGCAUUUAGUGGGUGCACACAUGAAUUAUCUACAGCUGAGGCUGAAGAGCUACGGAUUAUCAGAGAGAAUACUACUUAUUGGAAAAGAAAGUAUAUUAACCCCAUAGAAGAAAGGUCCAAAGGUUUUUGCCCCUUAACUCCAAAGGAAGUUGGAAUUUUUCUUACUGCUCUUGGAUACCCAUCAAAGACUCCAAUAUAUAUUGCUGCUGGGGAGAUAUAUGGGGGGGAGUCCCAUAUGACUGACCUGCAAUCCCGCUAUCCAUUGUUAAUGAGCAAGGAAAAGUUAGCAUCCAUUGAGGAGCUUGAACCCUUUUCUAGUCAUGCGUCUCAAAUGGCUGCUCUUGACUAUAUUGUAUCGGUUGAAAGUGAUGUAUUUGUACAUUCUUACCCUGGAAACAUGGCAAAGGCUGUUGAAGGCCAUCGUCGUUUUCUUGGGAGUGGAAGAACAAUAUCUCCUGAUAGGAAAGCGCUUGUUCAUCUGUUUGAUAAACUGGCAAAUGGAUCAAUGACUGAGGGGAGAACACUUUCUAAUAAAAUCAUUGAUCUCCACAAAAAACGGCUUGGCUUCUUCAGAAAGAGAAAAGGACCCGUUUCUGGAACAAAGGGCUUGGACAGGUUUCGCUCAGAAGAAACAUUUUAUGCAAACCCUUUACCUGGUUGUUUAUGUCGGACAGAAUCACUCAAUAUAAACGCUUCUCACUUCUCAGUAUAGUUAGGCCAGAAUAAAGCAAAAGCUUUUUCCUUUAUAUUGGUGAAAGGAUUGUCACAUGCACUUCCCUUUACUAACGUUUCAACACUAGAUCAGCUGGAAGAUGUUAAAAGGGUGUUGUCAUAGUGUAUAUAUUGAUAGAAAAAAGAAGAAGAAGGAAGUAUAAUAGAAAGGAAAAGGAAGGAGGGGGGAAAUAAAUAAAGAAAGAUGCAAGAGUUGAUAUACAAAGUUGGUGAGGGUGACUAAAUCAGAUUCUUGAGUGUGUGAUUGGGUCUUUUGGAAGGCAUGAUUCGUUCAUUCAUUCAGUGAGCAUUACUUGUUUAUGUAAAGCUUUUUAGAUUUGGCCUGGGACUCAAAAUCACACAUUAUUGCAAAUAUUUUUGUUUUUGGUGAAAUUCAUUAUUGGAAGUAUUAUUGCAAAUAUUUAUCGUAUUCUCAUCA
This is a messenger RNA of Glycine soja, 2475 nucleotides long. RefSeq names its product O-fucosyltransferase 7-like. The transcript has 13 exons. NCBI's taxonomy places the organism in Eukaryota, Viridiplantae, Streptophyta, Magnoliopsida, Fabales, Fabaceae. Bases 418 to 2037 code for a protein of 539 amino acids. The record is from RefSeq and is a predicted model, not a curated record. Gene Ontology annotation, cellular component: cytoplasm.